UUACUCAAGACAUAAAAUCAGAGAUAUGAAAAAAUGGAUCCUUAUCUCAGUCCUAUUAGGAAUCUGCUCUGCAAUGCCGCUGAUGAGACAAUUGGCAGGACCAAACGGGGCAAGUGUACUCCCGCAGUACGCUCAGCCUUAUAGCUAUGCAGAUCCGUUUAAUACAAUGUGGAUGCACAACUUUCUUCCGUCACAUUCAUCUUACUUUUGGAUAAGGGGAGGACCUCAGCAACAUGAAACUCAACAGUAUGAAUACAGCAUGCCUGUGCACCCUCCUCCACUGCCAUCUCAGCAGACACCCAUUCUGCUUCAGCAGCCUGGACUGCAAGAGCAACCUCUCUUCCAGCUCGUGAAUCUCAUUCCUACAAGGCAAGUCCAACUCCAGCAGUACGAUGUGCAGCCACCAUUCCAGCAGAAGCCAUUUCUGCUGCCAGAGGGAAACCAGCCAGUUGUUCCACAGCAGCCACCGUCAGAGAGACAAACUCAGCAGAUACAGUUACCGGCUAUACAAGAAUACUCAGGGGCAUUAGGUCAGGGAAUGCAACCCAGUUUGCGUUACAUGCCUUACAUAGCCAACCAAGGAGUGGCUCCUGCCAGACUAGGAAUAGUAAGCUCAGAAGAAAUGCAGGGUGGUGGAUUUGGAGCACCAGCCUUUAGCGCACCGGGCCCAAACCUGUUCGCCAUGGAUGCUAGAUAUGGAAACAUGCAACCAAACCUCGGCGGGCCAGGUGAUUACACUGUUGAAGACGACCAGCUUGGAAUAACAGAGCAGCCUGAAGUUCAAGGAGGAGCCAACGCAGGAGCUAACCCUUCUGGCAAGGGGACCAAUAUCAUCUCCCUAGAUGGCAGCCAGGGUGGUGCCUUGCCAAAUGCCAAUGGCAACCUGCUAAACCCCGCGGCCCAGAGCAAAGGACCAGCAGGUGUACCCCAGGCCACAGCAGUCCCUCCGGCAGCAGAAGGGUUCCCUGAAAGCUUCAUGCCUUUUAACGCUGACGCUGCCAUGCCCUUGGAUCCCACCAUGUUCCCCGACACCGUAUCCACAGCCAAUGCAGGAAAUGAAGCUGGGUACCCACAAGUAGGUCAAGAUAUGUGGCAUUUCCAAGAGCCUUGAGUGCCCUUAAGGAACGCAUGCCCUCAUGUGCUCUGCAGGUAUUUCCUGUGCUUGAUGCAUUGGCUUAGGAGGACUAUUAAUCUUCUACACAAUGAGCACCAAAGCAUUAAAUGUGCUAAUCAAUGUAUGCAGCUUGUGGCAGUGAUGGCGUAAUUCCCCCCCCCCCCAUGUCUUACAUUUCACGUCUGGAAAAGCAACGGAGGUGCCAGAUGAUUAAUGGCUACAAAAAUGAAUUCUGUUUCUGCUGGCAAUCGCGGAGGUUCCCUUCCCUUUUGUUUAUGCCACUUUAGCUUUCAUAUGCUUUAAGCCCUUGCCUGAUUGAUAUUUUAAACAAUGAUUAUUAUUUAUGAAACCUUUGGCAUUAGAAACCAGAAAUGCACUCAAGAUUUAUAAGCAGUCGCGUGUUAAUCUGGAGUCUUACGGUUGGCGUGUGUCUCUGAUUCUGAUUAGAUGGCUCAGUGUGUUGCAUUGAUUUAUGUAGGCAGCAUGUAAUAAACUUUUAUUUAGCCAUA
Messenger RNA from Lacerta agilis (Sand lizard), 1623 nucleotides. It is a transcript of the gene AMBN, whose product is annotated as ameloblastin. Bases 26 to 1111 code for a protein of 361 amino acids. Gene Ontology annotation, biological process: odontogenesis of dentin-containing tooth. The record is from RefSeq and is a predicted model, not a curated record. NCBI's taxonomy places the organism in Eukaryota, Metazoa, Chordata, Lepidosauria, Squamata, Lacertidae. Gene Ontology annotation, molecular function: structural constituent of tooth enamel. The transcript has 8 exons.